CUGGAGGGCCGCUGCACCCUGCCAUGGCCGCCGUCGCCGACACGGCGAGGCUGCUGGACACGGCCGACUUCGCCGCUCGCAAGCACGCCGCGCAGCGCCGCAAGGACCCCGAGCGCACGCCGUACAUCAACCACCCGAUCGGUGUGGCGCAGAUCCUGGCGCAGGAAGCCGGCGUCGCGGACCUCGCCGUGCUGCAGGCGGCCCUCCUGCACGACACCGUGGAGGACACGGACACCACCUUCGCCGAGAUCGAGGAGCGCUUCGGCGAGGAGGUGCGGCGCAUCGUGGAGGAAGUGACGGACGACAAGGCGCUGCCCAAGGCGGAGCGCAAGCGCCUGCAAAUUGAGCGCGCCGCUCGGAGCAGCCGCGCCGCCGCGCUGGUGAAGCUGGCCGACAAGCUCUACAACCUGCGCGACAUGAACCGCUGCGCCCCGCAAGGUUGGUCGGCGAAACGGGUCCAGGAGUACUUCCUUUGGGCUUCAAAAGUAGUGAAGGGCUUACAAGGGACAAGCCCGGUGCUGGAGGAGAAACUGUGGCUCCUCUUUAAAGCAAGGGGUCUUUGUGAGACUGCAUGACACAGACUGCUGGACCAAAGAUGAAGAGGCUGCAGAUUGUGGGUUUCUUCUUAUCUCAGAUUCCUUGUCCUUCCCACUGUGCAUUCCCACUCCAUCCACUGCCAGUUGAUGCGUCCUGCAUACAUUUCAGUUUUUCAGAAUUGUGAGUAUAUGUAGGCUGGGGUUUUGAUUUUCAUACUCACAAUAUACUGAUUUUCUUACAUGAGAGGUAUGGAAGUAUCUAUUACAAUGAAUUUAUAUCCUGUGUACCCUUAUUUGUUUUGUGAAUGAUAAAAUAUACUACUGUUAAAGACAA
This is a messenger RNA of Varanus komodoensis (Komodo dragon), 870 nucleotides long. RefSeq names its product HD domain containing 3 (gene HDDC3). The transcript is spliced from 4 exons. Gene Ontology annotation, molecular function: guanosine-3',5'-bis(diphosphate) 3'-diphosphatase activity. Bases 24 to 575 code for a protein of 183 amino acids. The record is from RefSeq and is a predicted model, not a curated record. NCBI's taxonomy places the organism in Eukaryota, Metazoa, Chordata, Lepidosauria, Squamata, Varanidae.